AUGGCUGAAAUUUGUCAUCAGUCUGAUGACAACGAAGUUUUAAUGUAUAUUGUGACUGAUAAAGACUUGGACGUAAGACGUUAUAACGAUGCUGUCACCACUGACGUAGCGGCUAUAUUUCGGGCAAGGGAUGGGGAACCUCCAGGGGAACGUAAUUUAAUAGUUUACUCAAAAUCACAUGGAAUACGAAGAGUUUCAGUUCUUGAGCCUUCUUUAGAUCCGAUGGCAUAUCCACUUUUGUUUCCAGGGGGUGACAGUGGAUGGAAUCCUGGAAUGUUGCAUGCUCCUGGGACGUCAAGACAACGCAACAGAUUAACGAUGUUACAGUACACUUCGUAUAGACUUGCUAUCAGAGAUGAAUUAAGUAUACUGCAUAGGUCCCAAAAACUUUUCUUGCAAUGGGUGGUGGAUAUGUACGUAAGGAUCGAGGGAACAAGAUUAGAUUUCAUUCGAAACCAUCAAAACCAACUUCGAGCUGAUUUGUACUUGAACGUCUGUGACUUUUUUCACGAUCGUGUUGAAAAUCAGAACCAUCGUCUUGGGAGACAAGUAAUUUUACCAUCUUCAUUCAUAGGCUCGCCACGCAACAUGAAUCAAAACUACCUUGACGCGAUGGCUAUAGUUCAAAAAUUUGACAAACCGUCAUUAUUUAUUACAGUUACGUGUAAUCCCAAAUGGAUCGAGAUUGUACAAAACUUGAAACCUGGAGAGUUACCUCACUUUAGACCUGAUUUAGUUGUAAGAGUUUUUCACACUAAACUCAAAGAGUUAGUAUCUGACAUGAAAAACCAAAUAUUUGGAAAACCUGUAGCUUUAAUAUACACUAUCGAAUUCCAAAAACGGGGAUUACCACACGCACACAUAUUGUUGACGUUAGACGAGGAAGACAGAAUUCAAGAUGCCGAAACAAUUGAUCAAAUUGUACAUGCUUAUCUUCCCGAUAAAGAACGUUACCCAAUGCUCUUUGAAAAAGUGAAGAACCAAAUGAUUCAUGGCCCAUGUGGCACUUUGAAUCCUCGGUCACCGUGUAUGAAGGAUGGCGAAUUCAGUAAAAGAUUUCCUAAAGAUUUUAAUGAAACCACUAGGGAAAAUGUUAAUGGAUAUGCUGUAUAUAAGAGACCUGACAACAACAACACUGUAGAUGUUCGAGGAACCGACACGCUGCUGCCCAUGAUACAGCAAUACAUCGACCCAGAGACGUACAUCUGUAGCGAUCUAAGGCGGGCCUACAACAGGGUCGGUGAAGUAUUUGCAGGUCAUGGCGCUGUCAACCAUAGCACCAACUUUUUGGACUCUCCCCGGGAACAGGACCCAUUUUGGGUGCAAGAGGGAAGGUUCGAUGAAAGAUGUCUUGACCACCUGUUUGUAGGUCCAAUGCUGGAGAAGUUGCAGGGUCAACGUCCAUUCAGGGUGCACACGCAGACCAUCGAGAAUACAUGGAAGUGGCUCAAGGACAUCCUCCGUGGCGUCAAUGACAGGACCCUCGUCCAUCAGAGUGGAUUUACCGGCACAACGUCCUGA
Messenger RNA from Macrosteles quadrilineatus (aster leafhopper), 1521 nucleotides. RefSeq lists its product as uncharacterized. The transcript has 2 exons. Lineage: Eukaryota; Metazoa; Arthropoda; Insecta; Hemiptera; Cicadellidae. Bases 1 to 1521 code for a protein of 506 amino acids. The record is from RefSeq and is a predicted model, not a curated record.